AAGGCGCGGGCGUCAGCUGACCGAGCCGCCGUCUCCAGAGCCGAUUUAGCUCCGGAGCCCCAGCCAGUCCGUCGUCGCCGUCGCCGUCGCCGCCGCCAUGGCUCAGUACAAGGGUGCCGCCAGCGAGGCGGGCCGCGCCAUGCACCUCAUGAAGAAGCGGGAGAAGCAGCGCGAGCAGAUGGAGCAGAUGAAGCAGAGGAUUGCUGAGGAGAACAUAAUGAAGUCCAACAUUGACAAGAAGUUCUCUGCACACUACGACGCCGUGGAGGCUGAGCUCAAGUCCAGCACUGUGGGUCUUGUGACCCUUAACGACAUGAAGGCCAAGCAGGAGGCGCUGGUGAAGGAGCGGGAGAAGCAACUUGCCAAGAAGGAGCAGUCGAAAGAGCUGCAGCUGAAGCUGGAGAAGCUGCGAGAAAAGGAGCGCAAGAAGGAGGCCAAGCGGAAGAUCUCCAGCUUGUCCUUCACCCUGGAGGAAGAAGAGGAGGCAGGCGAGGAGGAGGAGGAGGUGCUGGCCGUGGACGAGGAGGAGCUGGAAAGGGAAGAGAUCACCACAAAGAAGAGGAAAAUGGGGAAGAACCCAGAUGUGGACACAAGCUUCUUGCCUGACCGAGACCGGGAGGAGGAGGAGAAUCGGCUCCGGGAGGAGCUACGGCAAGAGUGGGAAGCCAAGCAGGAGAAGAUUAAGAGUGAGGAGAUUGAGAUCACUUUCAGUUACUGGGAUGGCUCUGGGCACCGGCGCACAGUCAAGAUGAAGAAGGGCAACACGAUGCAGCAAUUCCUGCAGAAGGCACUCGAGAUCCUGCGCAAAGAUUUCAGCGAACUCAGAUCGGCAGGGGUGGAGCAGCUCAUGUACAUCAAGGAGGACUUAAUCAUACCCCAUCACCACAGCUUCUACGACUUCAUCGUCACCAAGGCUAGAGGGAAAAGUGGGCCCCUCUUCAAUUUUGAUGUUCACGAUGAUGUGAGGCUGCUCAGUGACGCCACCGUGGAGAAGGAUGAGUCGCAUGCAGGCAAGGUGGUGCUGCGGAGCUGGUAUGAGAAAAACAAGCACAUCUUCCCCGCCAGCCGCUGGGAGCCCUACGACCCCGAGAAGAAGUGGGACAAGUACACGAUCCGAUGACGUGGUGGCAGUGUGGCCCCGGCUCCCUGUGGUCCCCUCCUCUGGUCCCUAGGACUCCGGGCACCCGGCUCCCUGCUCCUGAGAUAGGAUCGGACCUGCUCAGCCCCUGCCCUGGCGCUGUUGGUUCCUGCCUGUUUCUUUCAUGACACUUGGAUCACCCGAUGUGUGUUUUGUCUAAAAACUUUUUUUGAUCGAGCUAAAAUUCACAUACAAUGAAAUUCACCAUUGUGACCGUGUGAAAGUACACCACACAGGGAUAUUGUGUACAUUCACAGUAUUGUGAAUCAUCCCUGAAGGAGACCUCACGUCCAUUAGCAGCCAGCCCCUCAUAUCCCUAAGUCUAUUUCCUGUCUGUUUGGAUUUGCUUAUUCUGGAAGUUUUGAUUAACAGAAUUAUACAGUAUCUCUGCUUUC
This is a messenger RNA of Capra hircus (goat), 1533 nucleotides long. RefSeq names its product family with sequence similarity 50 member A (gene FAM50A). NCBI's taxonomy places the organism in Eukaryota, Metazoa, Chordata, Mammalia, Artiodactyla, Bovidae. Bases 98 to 1120 code for a protein of 340 amino acids. The transcript has 13 exons. Gene Ontology annotation, biological process: chromatin organization. The record is from RefSeq and is a predicted model, not a curated record. Gene Ontology annotation, cellular component: nucleus.